AUGGCCUCCAAUUGGAAAAGUUUGAAGCCUGCGGAACGGGUUGCGAUCCAGCAGCAGGAUGUAUGGUCCAUGAUAAAUGAGGCAGCCGCCGAAUCUGUUGCAAAUAUGGGCCAAGGCUUUUUCAAUUACAAUCCUCCUGGCUGCUCUAGUCUGAGAAAAUCCAUCGCCCGGGAAUACUCGCUGUCCUUCAAUCGUGAAUUAGACCCAGAUACAGAGGUCACUGUAACAACGGGGGCACACGAGGGAAUACUGUGCGCACUAAUGGCCUUUAUCUCCCGAGGAGACGAAGUCAUUCUUUUUGAGCCAUUCUUCGAUCAAUAUAUUAGCAACAUUGAGAUGCCUGGCGGUAUUAUUCGCUAUGUUCCCCUCAGCGCUCCUCAAGAGAAUACUCUCAGAACCUCCUCGGCAGAGUGGACGAUCGAUUUUAAGAAAUUGAAUGAUAGUUUCAAUGAAAGAACCAAAAUGAUUAUUAUAAAUUCACCGCUCAAUCCCGUUGGAAAAAUCUUCUCACGCAAAGUAUUAGAAACUAUUGCAUCUCUCUGUAUAAAGCACGAUGUUCUUAUCCUUUCGGAUGAAGUCUAUGACCGACUAUGCUACGUUCCGUUCACGAGAACGGCUACUCUGUCUGAAGAUUUUUUUUCUCACACGCUCACUGUUGGAUCAGCUGGCAAAGCAUUCCAAACCACUGGUUGGAGAAUUGGGUACCUGGUUGGACCUGAUCACCUGAUAAGGUAUGUUGCCGCUGCUCAUACUCGCAUCUGCUAUAGUAGCGUGUCUCCAUUGCAAGAAGCAGUUGCUGUAAGAUUCUGGGAUUAUAGUCAAAGAGAAAUGAAGCGAAAACUGGAUAUAUUUAUUCAGGUAUUUGAUGAGCUUAAAAUUCCAUAUUCCUAUCCAGAAGGAGGAUAUUUUGUUCUGGCAAAUAUGGCUUCGAUCAAGCUUCCUGAGGACUAUCCAUUUCCAUUACACAUUUCAAGCAGGCCGCGGGACUUCAAGAUUGCAUACUUUCUGAUUCGAGAGCUGGGAGUAGCGGCGAUUCCUGUUUCAGAAUUUUAUAAAGAACAAACUACGGUCGCUGCAACCAAUUACCUUCGGUUUGCAGUUUGCAAGACAGAUGAAGUUCUCGUACAAGCCAAGGCAAAAUUGCAACAGCUUAAGAAAUAUAUGGUUUAG
Messenger RNA from Trichoderma harzianum CBS 226.95, 1170 nucleotides. RefSeq lists its product as hypothetical. The record is from RefSeq and is a predicted model, not a curated record. The coding region runs from base 1 to 1170 and encodes 389 amino acids. Gene Ontology annotation, cellular component: mitochondrion; cytoplasm. The transcript is spliced from 10 exons. Gene Ontology annotation, biological process: biosynthetic process. Lineage: Eukaryota; Fungi; Ascomycota; Sordariomycetes; Hypocreales; Hypocreaceae. Gene Ontology annotation, molecular function: L-kynurenine:2-oxoglutarate transaminase activity; pyridoxal phosphate binding.